Messenger RNA from Drosophila busckii, 1908 nucleotides. Lineage: Eukaryota; Metazoa; Arthropoda; Insecta; Diptera; Drosophilidae. The transcript has a single exon. The record is from RefSeq and is a predicted model, not a curated record. Bases 187 to 1848 code for a protein of 553 amino acids.
AAUAAUUCAAAGGCAAUAUUUUGUUGGUUUAUGCUGGCCAAAAACAAAAAACAAAUAGGCAACAUUUUGAUAAAGACGUAGCCAUGUAUGAUAGAUAGAUAAGGCCGACUGGAUGUUGAUUAGCUUGAGGUCUGUGCUCGAGGUUCAGCCAUUGAGGGCAGCUAGUUAUAGUUUGGACGCCUCGCAAUGUACGCACGAGCAAAGGCGAGUUUUAUGCGCUUAGCGCUGCUCACGCUGCUGCUGCUGAGCGGGCUGCUGUUGAUGCUGAAUUUGCUGCAGGAGCAAAGCAGACAGCAGGACAGCAGAGAGCCGCAGCCGCAGUCGAGACAGUUGAUGAGCAAAGCGACGCCACCGCCGCUGCGGCUGAUAGAGGAGCCGCUGGACGAGCAGCUGGUGCAGCAGCUGGAGCAGGAGCUGCCCGAGGUGGACUACGAGUUCUGGUAUAAAUACGCAAAGCCGCAUAGCUAUCGCUAUAAUCGAAGCUGUGCGCCAUAUGCCGAUCCGCUGGAGCUGCAGCUGCACAACAUUUACUGGCAAAGCUUUCAGAACGAAAAUGUGAGCUACCGACUUUAUGCCGCCUACUGGGAUGAGCGCAUAACGCCGCCCAAGGUGCGCGUGCUGGUGACGGCGAAUCAAAUGGGGCAGAGCUUUCCGCCAAGUCACUGCCAGCUGUGGUAUGCGGAUCGCGCCAAGCCGCUGCUGCUGCCUGUGGUGGAGCAUCUGAGCAUUUGGAUCAAGGGCUGGGGCUACAAGCCGCAGCUGAAUUAUCCGCAUUUGCUUGCGUGUGAGCUGCCAGCGGGGGAGCCGCCACGCACAGUCUCGCUGGUGGCUGCUGCGUGCGCGCGCGCCAGCAAUUCGCUGCGCGUGCAUUACGCGCCCAGAGCGGCGCCAACAAAUGCCAGCGUCGCAGCGUCGCUGAGCUUUGGCGUCUGCGUCAAGGGCUUUGACUUUCCCUACGUGGACUUGAGUGAGCCGCUCAUCGAGUGGUUCGAGCUGCAGCGUCUGCUGGGCGCUGCACGCAUCUACGCCUACAUGUAUGACGUGCAUCCGAGCGUGCAACGUGUGCUCGACUAUUAUCAGCGCCAGGGCUUCCUCGAGCUGCGCCCACUCACCAUGGCCAGCGGCAUGCCCCGGCUGCGGCACUAUCAGCACAUGCUGCUGCAGAAGCGUCGCCUGGUCAAGCGUCUGAACGAGCUCAUACCCUACAACGAUUGCUUCUAUCGCAAUAUGUAUCGCCAUGACUAUAUGCUCAAUGUGGACAUCGAUGAGAUUGUGCUGCCGCUGGGCAAGCUGCGCAGCUGGCAGCAGCUGGUGCAAGCGCAGCUGCUGCCGUUCGCCCAGACUAAGCCCAAGUGCGGCGGCCCCACUGCGCUCUGCGCCAUCAAUGGCUACUUCACCAAGCUGCUGGCGCCUUCGGCAGCGCCCGACGCUGAGCCGGAGCUGCAGGUGCUGCAGCGCACUUUGCGCUAUCGCAACUACUCGCUGCCCGGACGUGCCACCAAAUGUUUCCACAACACGCGCUUCUCGCUCACGCUGCACAAUCACUUUACGCUCAAGUAUCUGCCGACUGCGUGUCGCCCCCAAUCCUUCAGCACUCUGCUGGCGCACAUGCAACAUUAUCGCGAACCCGAUGCGAACUAUACGCGCGCUGAGCUUGUCGAGGAUCGCGCCAUUUGGCGCUAUGCGCCUCAGCUGCGCGCAGCCGUCGAGCAGGUCUGGCUGCAUCUGGACGAUGCUCAGCAGCCGGAGCUGGACGAUGUGCCAAGCGAAUUUCCGCUGCAGCUGCAGGAGGAUAACGAGAGCGAACUGGAGCUCAAGCAGCUGGUGCAACAGCUGCAGCUCAACUAACCCCAACGAAUGCCAUCGGCUAAGCAUACUCAACAAUAAUUCCACCAUAUCUUAGUUUAA